This is a messenger RNA of Piliocolobus tephrosceles (Ugandan red Colobus), 2216 nucleotides long. RefSeq lists its product as uncharacterized. Bases 290 to 781 code for a protein of 163 amino acids. Lineage: Eukaryota; Metazoa; Chordata; Mammalia; Primates; Cercopithecidae. The record is from RefSeq and is a predicted model, not a curated record. The transcript is spliced from 2 exons.
GCUUUUAGCCUCUAGAGUUUCUUUCUCUCACUUGGUCUCCUUUAAUAGAAUAUAGUAUCUCCUGCAGAAGGAGCUGCCAGUUCGUUUUAAUACACCAUCAAGGAGCUGCUGAUGGACUUCUAUACUAACAUACAUAAAAGCAGAGGUGACAGGGGCUCUCUCAAUUACAGCCUCUUCGGAUACCGUUUCCCCCUUCAAUUAUUCAACCAGAGGAAGAGAGGACCGCAAAGGCGCAGCUGAAGCUGCUCUUAGAGCAGAGGCAGCCAGAUGGAGAAGCGUGGGGGCAAGGAUGAGAGAAAACUUAGCCGAGCUUGACAGAGCCGCGAGUGAAGGUGCAGCGGGGUGUCCGGCGAGUGGUGGAGCGAAGGUCCGCGCGGCCUGGGCCGCCCCAUCCGAGAGGAGAGGAGAGGAGCGGGCGCGGGACAUGCGGCGCGGCGGCGGAACCCUGCGGACCAACUCCGCCACCCCUGAGGCUGUUUGCAAACACUCACUCUCGAGAGCGUCGCGGGCCGGGCCAUUCGCGAACCAGACGCAACGACGAAGCGACCACCUCGAGAGUGGGGCGGGAAAGCUCUGCACCCUCUAUCCCCGCCACCAGUCUCCGCCCAGUAACUGCCCUCGGAGAAGCAGCCACGGAGCCCCUCCCGGCCAGUCGCGCUCUCCCGGCAGCGCAGUGCCCUCCGGCCCAGGCAGUUCCCUGAGCGCCGGCCUGGCCUCCUGGGUUAGAGCAGGGCUUCCACACGCGCGAACCCCGAGGGCGCGAGUUCCCCUCCAUCCUUAGGCUGCAAGGCGUUCCCGGACGCACGCGGCCUCCCAGAAGAAGGCUGGAGGUCAAGCCGCCCAAGUCUCUGCCACUCCAGAGAAGUUAACUAAAGCUCUGGAGUCGCGCGGACGCUUACCUCGGACUGUUCUGCUUAAUCACUGGAAGACAAACCCUAAGCAACAAAUCCGAGAUAUAUAUUUUUUUAAGCAAAUAUUCUUUAGAAAGGGACUUAUGGCAACGAGAGAGGAAGGGUGACAAACUGCCUGUGGUCCGCAUGAGGUAUGUAAGAAAGAACCAAGAGACCCAAUUGUCUGAUACCAAGUAGAUGGAAAGCAAUUAACUACCCUAUGCAAUUCAAUUCAGGUUCACCCGGCCGGACUUUAAGAGGGUAAGUCAAGCCUUCCCAAGGGGUUUUGCAAAAGCCGAACUACCAGGUUUCUAAAACGAAGUCUUCACCCAAAUGGACUCAUAGAUUUUUAUUUUUAUCGCAUAACCCAGGGCUGGAAUAUAACCUCCGAAAUCAAACUAAAAAUAAUCACAUCUACCUGACAUACGUUAAAAAGAUUCAGAAUCCAGACAUUUUAGGUUCAUACAUAAACCUUCAAUAUUAAGCAAAUCAGAAACAAUGUUCUAGCUUUGUCUUUUUCACCCAAAAGUAUCGAAAGGGUACAGUGGGUACAACUUGUUUAGGAUAAUACAUAUACUAAAAGCACAUGCAUGUCUUUCAUUGAAAUGCCUAGGGAGGAGUGAAGCCAUCUGUGUAAUCAAUAACAGGAUAGUUAUAGAUUUUUGUGGCAGUGAAGUCUUUUAAAAGCAAGAGUCAAUUAUGAAAAUAAAAUCAUUUUACAAAUGAAACUGUACCUAUACCCCCUAAGAAUACAUUCACAGUUAGAUUUACAACAGUAAAAUUUUAAGAAAACUUUAGGUUUAUAUUUACUUCCCUUGUUUUUCAUUAAGUUUGAAACAACUUUAGUAGCUUAUUUUAAAAGUAUAUCCUAAGUUCUACAACAUACAAAUUUGCACCAUUUCUCACAACUUAGAUAUUUUCUUGCAUGUAACUAGUUGAUUCUUGCAACGAUAAAAUAAUGGUAUUAAAUAUAUGUGAAUCUUAAUUAUGAAAUAAUUAUCAAACAAGGUGCUUGGACUAGUUUUUGCCCUGCCCUGUUUUUCAACAGCAUAUCGAAAUUACUAAAAAGAGAUUUAUAGUUAUAAACCCUCACCUUAUAUCCACUCCAACCCCCACUGGUGCACAUAUACAGCGAUUGCUCUGAUUCUUGGCAACAAUGGGAGGGGAGGGGAAGAGAAAGGAGGAAGACUUUAAAGGAGGAAAAAACCUGGAAAAAUUAGGUCCUUUCCCAGAUUCCCCUUUCUCCUCCCAUUUGCCUUCAAGCCAAAGUAAUUUUGUUACAGUUUGCACCUUCUCCUACCCUACACAAUGUUGAUAGAUUCAUUU